UCUUUUCAAAUUCCAAGUGUUUAUAUUUUCUUUCAUUGGGGGUUUCAGGAAUUUGUUAAUGGGUGUCCCUAAGCAGAAAUGGACAACGGAAGAAGAACCUGCACUCAAGGUAGGAGUUCUUAAGCAUGGUACUGGAAAAUGGCGCAUUAUCCAUUCAGAUCCUGUGUUUAGUUCUGUCUUGCGUUCACGCUCAAAUGUGGAUCUCAAGGAUAAAUGGAGAAACAUAAAUGCAACGGCCAUAUGGGGAUCAAGGCAAAAGGCCAAGCUUGCUCUUAAAAGAAAUUAGCUGGCCACUAAACAUGAUGACAACCCCAUGGCUCUAAUCAUUGUACCUCCUAGAGACGAGGUCAUUGAUGCUAAGCCGCUUGUAGUUUCUAGUAGAACACCGAGGACAACAGGUUCCAAAAAAACAAUUCCAAGGUUA
Messenger RNA from Hibiscus syriacus, 424 nucleotides. RefSeq names its product telomere repeat-binding factor 3-like. The transcript is spliced from 2 exons. NCBI's taxonomy places the organism in Eukaryota, Viridiplantae, Streptophyta, Magnoliopsida, Malvales, Malvaceae. Gene Ontology annotation, molecular function: double-stranded telomeric DNA binding. The coding region runs from base 59 to 286 and encodes 75 amino acids. The record is from RefSeq and is a predicted model, not a curated record.